Molecule: messenger RNA, 639 nt
Organism: Acanthocheilonema viteae
Lineage: Eukaryota; Metazoa; Nematoda; Chromadorea; Rhabditida; Onchocercidae
Source: the annotation of a GenBank genome assembly
AUUGCUUUGCAUGAAAUUGAUGUAAUAAAUUCGCGAACGCAAGGAUUCUUAGCCUUGUUUUCCGGGGACACUGGAGAAAUAAAGAACGAAGUGAGGGAACAAAUUAACAAGAAGGUAGUUGAAUGGCGAGAGGAAAAUAAAGCAGAUGUUGUUCCCGGUGUACUGUUUAUUGAUGAGGCACAUAUGCUAGAUUUGGAAUGUUUCUCAUUCCUGAACAGGGCGAUUGAAUCAGAUCUUUCUCCUAUUCUUGUAAUAGCUACCAAUAAAGGACAAGAAUAUAUCCGUGGAACGCAAAUCAAAAGUCCUCAUGGAAUUCCAAUUGAUCUUCUGGAUAGAUCAUUAAUAAUCCGAACAAAACCGUAUUCGAGCAAAGAUAUUGAAGAUAUUUUACGGAUUCGUGCACAAGAAGAGUCUGUGGAAAUGGAAGCAGAUGCGUUUGGCAUAUUGACUUUGCUAGCUGGUAAAACCUCGUUACGAUAUGCCAUGCAAUUAAUUUCAACUGGAAAUAUUUUACGUGAACGAAGACGUGGUGAAAAGGUAUCACCGAUGGAUCUUAAGCGAGCUUAUUCCCUAUUUAUGGAUCAUAAAAGGAGCGAAAAAUUUUUGAACGAUUAUCAAAAACACUUCAUCAAUGACUGA